Messenger RNA from Salvelinus namaycush (lake trout), 2703 nucleotides. RefSeq names its product short transient receptor potential channel 3-like. Lineage: Eukaryota; Metazoa; Chordata; Actinopteri; Salmoniformes; Salmonidae. The transcript is spliced from 12 exons. Bases 1 to 2703 code for a protein of 900 amino acids. Gene Ontology annotation, molecular function: inositol 1,4,5 trisphosphate binding; protein binding; store-operated calcium channel activity. The record is from RefSeq and is a predicted model, not a curated record. Gene Ontology annotation, cellular component: membrane; cation channel complex. Gene Ontology annotation, biological process: manganese ion transport; regulation of cytosolic calcium ion concentration; calcium ion transmembrane transport.
AUGUUAACGAAGGCCAGAAAGUAUCACAAGAGAGAAUCGUUCUUCGAAGAGGAGGAUGUACAGUGCUGGAUAGAGGACAACGACGGUGUGAAUGCACAUGACCUAAUAUCCGUCCAAAAAGUCCGGAACUCUUCGGGAUAUUGUGCUUAUAAUGUGAGGGCGGCGGAACUUGAGCUCCCCGCCCACCGGCGGAUGACAGGGGCGCGGGAGAAGGGUCGUCGACCAGCGAUGCGUGGGCCGGCCUUCAUGUUCAACGACCACACCACCAGCAUGACCGCCGAGGAGGAGCGCUUUCUGGACGCCGCCGAGUACGGCAACAUCCCUGUGGUCCGCAAGAUGCUGGAGGAGUCCACCACGCUCAAUGUCAACUGUGUGGACUACAUGGGCCAGAACGCAUUGCAGCUUGCGGUGGGCAACGAGCAUCUGGAGGUGAUGGAACUGCUCUUGCGGAGGGACAACCUGGCACGCAUCGGUGACGCCUUACUCCUGGCUAUCUCGAAAGGGUAUGUCAGGAUCGUGGAAGCCAUCUUGGCCCAUCCAUCCUUCCAAGCCAGCGAGCGGCUGACGCGGAGUCCGUGUGAGCUGCAGGACGAUGACUUCUACUCGUAUGACGAGGAUGGCACACGCUUCUCGCCCGACAUCACCCCCAUCAUUCUGGCUGCACACUGCCAGAAGUACGAGGUGGUACACAUGCUGCUGCUGAAGGGCGCGCGCAUUGAGCGGCCACAUGACUACUUUUGCAAGUGCCCAGAAUGCACCGAGAAACAGGGCAAAGACGCCUUCAGCCACUCACGUUUGCGCAUCAAUGCCUACCGGGGCCUGGCUAGCCCGGCUUACCUUUCGCUGUCUAGCGAGGACCCGGUGCUCACCGCGCUGGAGCUCAGCAAUGAACUGACCAAGUUGGCCGACAUCGAGAAGGAGUUCAAGAAUGACUAUCGCAAGCUGUCCAUGCAGUGUAAGGACUUUGUAGUGGGAGUGCUGGACCUCUGUCGGGACACGGAGGAAGUGGAAGCCAUUUUGAAUGGAGAUGUUACUGCUGAGAAGGAGGCGGGGAAGGGCCUUCGCUCUCUCCUGAGCAGGGUCAAACUGGCCAUCAAGUACGAGGUGAAAAAGUUUGUGGCCCACCCCAACUGCCAGCAGCAGCUGCUGACGAUCUGGUAUGAGAACCUGUCGGGCCUGAGGGAGCAGACCAUCGCUGUGAAGUGCCUGGUGGUGGUGGCGGUGGCUUUUGGUCUGCCCCUACUGGCCAUGGGCUACUGGUUCGCUCCCUGCAGUCGGCUGGGAAAUGUCCUGCGCAGCCCCUUCAUGAAGUUUGUGGCCCAUGCCGCCUCCUUCAUCAUCUUCCUGUGCCUGCUGUUGUUCAACGCAUCGGACCGCUUCGAGGGCAUCAGCACCAUGCCAAACGUGACCGUCACUGACCAUCCCAUGCAGAUCUACCGGGUCAAGACCACCGAAUUCAGCUGGACCGAGAUACUCAUCAUGGUCUGGGUCACAGGGAUGAUGUGGUCGGAGUGUAAGGAGUUGUGGACCGAGGGGCCCAGGGAGUACAUGCAGCAGCUGUGGAACGUUCUGGACUUCGGCAUGCUCUCCAUCUUCAUUGCCGCUUUCACCGCUCGGUUCUUUGCCUUCCUCCAGGCCACCAGAGCCCAGCAGUACGUCAACGAAAAGAUCCACACCACCGACCUCUCCCUAGUGACCCUACCCCCGGAGGUGAAAUACUUUACCUACGCAAGGGACAAAUGGCUGCCGUCGGACCCCCAGCUGAUCUCAGAAGGGCUGUACGCCAUCGCCGUGGUGCUGAGUUUCACACGCAUCGCUUACAUCCUGCCGGCUAACGAGAGCUUCGGACCGCUCCAGAUCUCCCUGGGACGCACGGUCAAAGACAUCUUCAAGUUUAUGGUCCUGUUCAUCAUGGUCUUCCUGGCGUUCAUGAUCGGCAUGUUCAUCCUCUAUUCGUACUACUUGGGUGCCAAGGUCAACCCGGCCUUCACCACGGUGGAGGAGAGCUUCAAGACUCUGUUCUGGUCUAUAUUUGGACUGUCCGAGGUGUCCUCUGUGGUGCUCAAGUACAACCACAAGUUCAUCGAGAACAUCGGCUACGUUCUCUAUGGAAUCUACAACGUGACCAUGGUGGUGGUGUUGCUCAACAUGCUGAUCGCCAUGAUCAACAGCUCCUAUCAAGAAAUCGAGGACGAUGCGGACGUGGAGUGGAAGUUUGCACGCUCCAAGCUAUGGCUGUCGUACUUUGACAACGGCAAGACACUGCCUCCUCCCUUCAGCAUCGUUCCCACUCCCAAGUCCUUCUACCACCACAUCAGGUGGAUAGUCGGCAUUCUGCAUUGCCGACAACGGAGUGUGAAGAAGGAUCUAGAGCUGGGGUUGGACAGUUCAAAGUCCAGGCUCAAUCUCUUCACCCAGUCCAACCUACGCAUUGCAGAGUCCCACAGCAUUCUGAACCAACCCACUUGCUAUCAGCAAAUCAUGAAGCGACUCAUCAAACGCUACGUUUUGAAAGCACAAGUGGACAAAGAAAACGACGAGGUCAAUGAAGGUGAACUGAAAGAAAUCAAGCAGGACAUCUCCAGUUUACGUUACGAACUCCUGGAAGACAAGUCUCAGGCUACAGAGGAGCUGUCCUUGCUUAUCCAGAAACUGAGUGACAAACUGAAACUAGGCCCUACCACACGCUUGCCCUACAAGUGA